AUGGAUAAAAGGCAGCGCGCCAGAGAGAAAAACAACAGAAAUCAUGAGCGGAAAGCUCUAAAACUGUUUGUAUGUCUUUCCCUUCAGAUUAUUUUCUUUGAGGAGAGGAACUUCCAGGGUCGCUCAUAUGAGUGCAUUGGCGACUGCUCGGAAAUUACGUCUCACUUGAGGCGAUGCAGCUCCUGCAGGGUGGAGAGUGGCAUAUUCAUGGUCUAUGACCAACCCUACUUCAGGGGCCUGCAGUACCUCCUAACCAAAGGGGAGUACCCUGAAUAUCAGGAUACAAUUGGGUUCAGUGACUGCAUUCAGUCCUGCCGCAUUGUCCCUGUGCACGCUGGACCCUUCAAGAUGCGGAUCUACGAGAAAUCCAAUUUUGAUGGUCCGAUGCAUGAGCUGACUGAUGACUGUGACUCCAUCCAGGAUAACUACAACAUGUCAGACCUGCAGUCGUGCAACGUGAUGGACGGCUACUGGCUGAUGUUCGAGCUGCCUAACUUUGAGGGCAGGAUGCUGUAUCUGAAGCCAGGGGAGUACAAGAACCUCAGAGAAAUCGGCAAUGACAUCAGAUUCAAGUCAAUCAGGCGUAUCACACAGUCCUAACUCAUGGAUUUUAUUUAGCCGAUGAGUUUGAAGGCCUUGUUUUAUUGAUGAUUACAGU
This is a messenger RNA of Girardinichthys multiradiatus, 658 nucleotides long. Its product is annotated as gamma-crystallin M3-like. NCBI's taxonomy places the organism in Eukaryota, Metazoa, Chordata, Actinopteri, Cyprinodontiformes, Goodeidae. The transcript is spliced from 3 exons. Gene Ontology annotation, biological process: lens development in camera-type eye; visual perception. Gene Ontology annotation, molecular function: structural constituent of eye lens. The record is from RefSeq and is a predicted model, not a curated record. Bases 1 to 600 code for a protein of 199 amino acids.